AUGGCGACCAAAACGCUGGAGGCUCGCUUCGAGCACCUCACUGUCAAAGAUGAGAACGAAGCCGGAAGGAAUGGCAGUGGAUACCCUAAGCACAAGGGUUCCCUAUCUACCGCUGUGUCCCUGUCAGGUCUGGGACCGACGACGCAGCUGAACAGCGGAUCGAACCGCUCGCAUUUGCUGAAGCUUGCCCUGCAGAAUACCAAUGACAAUAAGGUGAAUGCGAUGAACGUGAACUCGUCGUCACCAACCAAGGGUACCCUAUCUCAUCGGUAUGUGGACGAAAACGGAGAAAAACGACAGUCAACGCCGUUGUAUGAGCAGCCCGAACCGAAGAAGCUACACCUCGGGAUGUUUGAAAUUGGAAAGCCUCUGGGAAAGGGGAAAUUUGGUCGGGUUUAUCUGGCCAAAGAGCGGUCCUCCGGUUUUGUGUGUGCACUGAAGGUGCUCCACAAGUCCGAGCUACAACAAGGGGGUGUCCAGAAGCAGGUCAGACGGGAGAUUGAGAUCCAGAGCAACUUAAGGCAUCCUAACGUCUUGAGACUCUAUGGUCACUUCCACGACAGCAAGCGGAUCUUCUUGAUUCUCGAGUUCGCUGGCCGUGGUGAGCUGUACAAGCAUCUCCGAAAGGAGCACCGCUUCCCGGAGUGGAAGGCUGCCCAGUACAUUGCUCAGAUGGCCGCAGCAUUGAAAUACCUGCACAAGAAGCAUGUUAUGCAUCGUGACAUCAAGCCCGAGAACAUCUUGGUCGGGAUCCACGGGGAGAUCAAGAUCAGUGACUUUGGCUGGAGCGUACAUGCUCCUAACAACCGGCGACAGACGAUGUGCGGCACAUUAGAUUAUCUGCCGCCGGAGAUGCUGAAGCCUGGCUCCCAGGACAACUUUUACAACGAAAAGGUCGACCUGUGGAGUUUGGGUGUCCUGACCUAUGAAUUUUUGGUCGGGGAGGCUCCCUUCGAAGACACCCCGGUCAUGACGCAAAGACGGAUUGCGCGUGCUGACAUGAGUGUGCCGUCCUUUGUUAGUCCCGAGGCGAAGGACCUCAUCAAACGGUUGCUUGUAUUGGACCCCGAGAAGCGUAUUUCGCUGGACGAGAUUCAACGCCACCCUUGGAUUCUAAAACACUGCGUGAAGGAUGACAAGGGAGUCAAACGGAGUUCUGGUUCAACCAAGGAGGGUAAAGCAUGA
Molecule: messenger RNA, 1185 nt
Organism: Aspergillus terreus NIH2624
Lineage: Eukaryota; Fungi; Ascomycota; Eurotiomycetes; Eurotiales; Aspergillaceae
Product: aurora family serine/threonine-protein kinase
Exons: 3
Coding region: 1-1185 (394 amino acids)
Biological process (GO): regulation of cytokinesis; mitotic spindle organization; protein phosphorylation
Cellular component (GO): spindle pole centrosome; spindle midzone; spindle microtubule
Molecular function (GO): protein kinase activity; ATP binding
Source: RefSeq, a predicted model, not a curated record